Molecule: messenger RNA, 2134 nt
Organism: Xenopus tropicalis (tropical clawed frog)
Lineage: Eukaryota; Metazoa; Chordata; Amphibia; Anura; Pipidae
Gene: dnase2
Product: deoxyribonuclease II, lysosomal
Exons: 8
Coding region: 305-1363 (352 amino acids)
Biological process (GO): DNA metabolic process
Cellular component (GO): lysosome
Molecular function (GO): DNA endonuclease activity; deoxyribonuclease II activity
Source: RefSeq, a predicted model, not a curated record
UGCGCAUGUGUGGUGCUGUCCAACCAGCGCGCGUUGAAUCGUCAGAACGGGGGUCUUCCGGGUGAUGAGGGGUUGCUGAGGGAAGAGGGCAGCUGCGCAUGCGCGCCCAGUUGAACUCUAACUGUGUUGUGUGGAAGGAGAAGUGAAAGCAAGAGAGUCAUGUGAGAGAAAAGCGGAAGUGACUGGGUCUCAUCUACAGUGAGAACUCUGAUUUUAUUUAUCAUAUGGAUGUGUUUGUGUGAGGAGGGCACCCACACCCCUCUGCCUUCUGCAUCGCUCUAUAGCAGCACGGGCCUGAGCCAAAAUGCUCCUGAGGUUGCUGAUGCACCUAAUCCUACCUCUCGGUAGCUUUGCGGCUACCUCUUGCUAUGGAGACCAUGGGAAACAAGUGGAUUGGUUUAUUGUGUACAAGCUGCCGCAACUGAGAAACAAAGGAGAAGAAGCAGGCAUGACGUACGUGUACCAAGACAGUAGCAGCGGCGGCUGGGUGCCAGGGGCCACACUGAUGAACAGUACAGACUCCGCAGUGGGCCAGACUGUCAGCCAGCUGUACAAAGCCUUUGGGAUGAAGGACGUAGCUUACAUACUGUAUAAUGAUGAGCCCGCCAAUAUCUCCUCGUCCGGCAGCGAUAGAGGCCACACCAAAGGCAUGCUCCUCCUUGAUAAGAAACAAGGAUUCUGGUUGGUACACAGCACUCCCCGCUUCCCUCCACCUGCUGACCAGUCAUAUGACUGGCCUCUCAGUGCCCAUCGAAAUGGCCAGUCCUUUCUCUGUGUCACCUACCCGUAUAAACAGUUCGGAGACAUUGGCCAACAGCUGCUCUAUAACACCAUCCUCCCGUAUGAUUCCUCCAUCCCCGAAGACUUCUCUGUGGACUUUCCUGAACUCAAGACUGCAGCUGAGAAAGGGGCAGUGACCCAACCACCAUGGAACCGCCAGGUGGUACUUACCUCAGUCGGUGGCAAACAAUUCACCAGUUUUUCCAAACAUGCGCACUUUAGUGAUGAUCUGUACUCCGGGUGGGUGUCCCAGGUGCUAAAGUCCCACCUUUUUGUCCAGUUUUGGCAGAAUUCUCGGGGAGUCCUGCCAUCCAAUUGCUCGCUGCCAUUUCACACCUAUAACAUCAUGGAAAUCGACAUUUCCUGUGCAUACAGCUUCUCUACCCACAAUGACCACUCCAAGUGGUGCGUAACUGACGGCGCCGGCUGGGCCUGCGUAGGGGACAUGAACCGGGACGUAAAGGAGGAGCGGCGCGGGGGGGGCACAGUUUGUGUGAAUGACCCUAAUGUCUGGAAGUCCUUUAGAAGCCUUGUGUCUUCCUACAACAACUGCACCGGGCCUGUUAGUUAUAGUAGGGUGUGAGUGCUUCUCACUGUGGGUAUGUAUAGGGCCUUGCACAGAGAAAUACUCAGAGUAAAUAAGCAUUAAAUCUCUCCUCUGUGCCGUAUAACAUAGAGCUGCUUAGGCACGGGGAGAAUUUGAGGCUACGGUUUUAUUGUUAUUGUUACUUUUUAUAACUUAUUUUUCUAUUCAGUCCCUCUCCUAUUCAUAUAGCAGUCUCUCAUUCCAACCACUCCCUGGUUACUAAGGUAAUUUGGACCCUAGCAACCAGAUAGCUGCUGAAACACCAAACUGGAGAGCUGCUGAACAAAAAUUGAAAUCACUAAAAAACGACAAAUAAUAAAAAAUGAAGACCAACUGCAAUAUUACUCUCUACAUCAUACAAAGUUAACUCAAAGGGGAACAUGCCCUUUUUUGUUGCUUUGUGUAGCAGCUCUGAUAGAUAUAUAAUCUAUAGUCAUUUCUUAUUAGACAAGUCAGUGCUAGUAACAGGCCAUAGACAUUUUGGUCAUCCUUGCUGCUUGGCCACAAGACAAACAAUCAAAUCAUAUCAGGCAACUAAGCAGCCGACCUGGUGUUCGGCCAAUGGAGUUUUUAUUAAAUUACCUCAUAGGUAUGUGGCCAAUGAUCACCCAGAUAUCAGUUGGGCAGGCCCCUGUAUAUGGGUCUGUGAUUUAAUGAACUGUCAGGAUGGCCGAAGCCUAUAGAAAUUACAUAUUUUGGCACAGGAUUGUAUUUUAUAUAUUAUUAAUCCUGGGGUUUUUGUAAUAAACAUGCUUUGGGUCACUUUGA